Molecule: messenger RNA, 1035 nt
Organism: Oldenlandia corymbosa var. corymbosa
Lineage: Eukaryota; Viridiplantae; Streptophyta; Magnoliopsida; Gentianales; Rubiaceae
Source: the annotation of a GenBank genome assembly
AUGCUCGGUGUACUUUGCGCUCGCCCCAAGCCUUGGCUCCACACCACACUCUCGUUAUCCCACACCCACGGCUCCUCCCCGGCGGCCCACAUCCAGAAUCGCUUCUCCUUCGUCAGCCCUGUUUUGAGAUCCGUUGUGAUUACUUACCCCAACAACAACGCCGAUCAUCACCGGCGGCUCCACUCCAGUUCCUGCCGCCUCGGCGUCUGCGGCGGCUUCGCUGCUUCCGUUUGGCACGCGAUUCUCCCCGCCGGAGAUGCGGAUGGUUAUGAUGGAGGUUUGGAUCCCUGCCGCCGCCCCAGGAGGACCCUGGUGUUCCACCACCAUGAUGAAUUGAUGAAUAAAGGUGAAGGGUCUUGGAAUGUGGCUUGGGAUGCUCGCCCUGCUCGCUGGCUCCAUAAUCCUGAUUCCGCUUGGCUUCUCUUCGGCGUUUGCGCUUGCUUGGCCGCUCCGCCAAUUCCGGAUUUCGCUGACCUUGUCACCUUAUCGGAGGUUGGUGGUCCAGUGGAGCAGGAACUAGAGGAAAUUCGAGCUGAAAAUGAUGCAAUUAUUACGGAUGCUGAGGAUGAAAACUCUGAUUCCUUCAAAGUGACAGGUGUGCCAGCUGACGGGAGGUGCUUGUUCAGAGCAAUAGCCCACGUGGCAUGCUUGAGGAAAGGAGAAGAUGUUCCUGAUGAGAACCGUCAAAGAGAACUCGCUGAUGAAUUAAGAGCUCUUGUUGUGGAGGAGCUGUUAAAGAGGCGAAAAGAAGCUGAAUGGUUUAUCGAAGGUGAUUUUGAUGCUUAUGUCGAAAGAAUUGAGAAGCCUUAUGUAUGGGGUGGAGAACCAGAGCUUCUGAUGGCUUCUCAUGUUCUUACGACUCCUAUUUCUGUAUUCAUGCUUGAUAGAAGCUCUGGUAGUUUGAAAAAUAUAGCAAACUAUGGUGAAGAGUAUAAGAAGGAUGAAGAUUAUCCGAUCAAUGUUCUGUUCCAUGGAUAUGGACACUACGACAUACUGGACGUUGCCCCUGAAGCUUACCAAAAAGUGGAAGCAUAG